Molecule: messenger RNA, 882 nt
Organism: Mucor velutinosus
Lineage: Eukaryota; Fungi; Mucoromycota; Mucoromycetes; Mucorales; Mucoraceae
Gene: NEO1
Product: putative aminophospholipid-translocase
Exons: 5
Coding region: 1-882 (293 amino acids)
Source: RefSeq, a predicted model, not a curated record
AUGAGAUCCAGUUUCCUGUGGUUCAUGUUGUUUUCAUACUUCAUCUCCUUGGUCCAUGCAUCAACACAUGUCACUAUAUCAAACGAAACAUUUGAAGACAGAAAUGCAGCAUUUGGUCCUCGCAUCUCCUCCAAUGGCAAAAUCGGCUUUAUAGUUGAGCCAAGUCAAGAUCCAACUGGAUGUAGUAUUGUCGAACCGCCCUGCUCAGAUUGGAUUGCACUGGUGAAACGAGGAGGAUGUUCAUUCAUUACCAAGGUGCGCUACAUGCAAAAGAGCGGUGCUGUUGCUGUGGUUGUGGGUGAUCCAGAGCAUCCAGGCUGGAUAACCAUGUAUGCGCCAGGCGAUACAUCCGACGUAACCAUCCCAAGUGUAUUUUUGGCAAUGAAGGAAUACAAUAAAAUACUGCAUCUGUCGAAAUUACUGGAUACACCCAUGAUGGCCGUUUUGCAGUAUGAUGAUAGUGUCACUUGGCCAUUGAUUGAUAUCCUGAUCAUUGUAGCGGUAUCUCCCUGUAUCAUGCUGGUGAUGAUUUACAUCUCCUGGAAGAUUCGACAGGGACUUCAGCGUAGACGAGAAUUAGCGCCUGUUUCAGUUGUAUCGAAGCUAACUGUCAAAAUAUUCAAGCUGGAUGAAAAAGAGCCAGAGCCUGACAGCUGUGCCAUUUGUUUGGAAGACUACCAAAGCGGCAAUGAAUUGAGAUUACUGCCUUGCAAUCAUCAAUUUCACACACUAUGUGUGGAUGCAUGGCUCACUACACAAAAGAAAUUGUGCCCAAUCUGUAAGCGAGAUAUAACAUGCAACGACGCUGGUUAUACAGGCAAGGAGAAUGAGGUCGCCCCACUACUGUUAUCAUCAGGCGCUACUGCUGAUAACAUGGUUUAA